ACAAAUCCUUUGGAGAGGUUUUACUUUACUCUCCAAAGAAUUCCCCCAAAUCAAUUUUCCGAUGUGUUUCCGCUGAAUCUGGACCGUCGAAUUCCACAGCACCACCACCACCACAUUUUCCCUCUUCUACAGAUCCGUUCACAAUUCCCCUCAAUCCAACCCCAACAAUUCGUCGAUCGAUUGAAAUCAAUUUCGAAUGUCGGCGAUGAAAUCCAGCGGGCGAUUGUUCACGAUCGGGCUGGUGGCGUCGUGGUAUUCAUCGAACAUUGGGGUAUUGCUGCUGAACAAGUAUCUGCUGAGCAAUUACGGGUUCAAGUACCCGAUUUUCCUGACGAUGUGCCAUAUGAUGGCCUGCUCUCUGCUCAGCUACAUCGCAAUCGCUUGGUUGAAGAUGGUCCCGAUGCAGACCAUAAGAUCUAGGGUUCAGUUCAUGAAGAUUUCCGCACUCAGCUUGAUCUUCUGCGCUUCCGUUGUCAGCGGCAAUAUUUCACUGAAGUACUUGCCUGUCAGCUUUAAUCAGGCGAUUGGCGCCACCACACCUUUCUUCACUGCUGUUUUUGCUUAUUUCAUGACCUUGAAGAAAGAGGCUUGGCUUACUUACAUGACUCUCAUACCCGUUGUUACCGGCGUUAUCAUUGCUAGUGGGGGUGAGCCCAGUUUCCAUUUGUUUGGAUUUCUCAUGUGUAUCGGCGCAACUGCUGCUAGGGCACUCAAAUCUGUCCUUCAGGGUAUUUUGCUUUCUUCCGAAGGGGAGAAACUGAAUUCAAUGAAUCUGCUGCUAUACAUGGCUCCUAUUGCUGUAGUUGUCCUACUUCCAGCGACACUCUUUAUGGAAGAAAAUGUCGUCGGUAUCACUUUGGCCUUAGCAAGAGAAGAUAUCAGAAUUAUCUGGUUACUGCUUUUCAAUUCCGCCCUUGCGUAUUUCGUUAAUUUGACCAACUUCUUGGUCACCAAGCACACCAGUGCUUUAACUCUUCAGGUGCUUGGAAAUGCAAAAGGGGCAGUAGCAGUAGUAAUAUCAAUAUUGAUAUUUAGGAACCCCGUUUCUGUGACUGGAAUGCUCGGUUAUACUCUCACCGUAUUCGGUGUAAUCCUCUACAGUGAAGCCAAGAAACGCACUACUUCUAAAUAAUCAAAUCCAACCACUCAACAUCAUCAUCAUCAUCAUCAUCUGUGUAUUUGAUAUAUUCUAUUUUCGGCCCAGAAGCAAAGCGAAGCGGCCUACAGAGGCUUUUGAACCAAUAUUAGCUGAGUCACCACAAGUUCUAUUAACUUUUUUUAGUUUGGAGUCACCAAAGAAACAUCUUUUUUACCAUUAUAUUAUAUAUAUAUAUAUAUUCUUUCAGCAAGGCUCAAUCUGCCCUAUACUUCAUCUUGUUACCAUAUAUGCUUUUCUUUUCUUUUUUAAUUUUUAAAUGAUUAGUGAAUUUUUUUUCACAAUUCUAUCAAUUUGUAGCUAUCUUUGAUUAGUGGUUAAAUGGUAUAUGGUUUUCUCCUUAACAUAUUGGUUAUGUUCAAAUUGUCUGUGCCCAUUGGCAUCUGCACUACUCUUUACAUAUUUGAUUUGUUUUUUCUUC
Erythranthe guttata (spotted monkey flower) is the source of this 1577-nucleotide messenger RNA. RefSeq names its product putative sugar phosphate/phosphate translocator At3g11320. Lineage: Eukaryota; Viridiplantae; Streptophyta; Magnoliopsida; Lamiales; Phrymaceae. The record is from RefSeq and is a predicted model, not a curated record.